Molecule: messenger RNA, 522 nt
Organism: Paramuricea clavata
Lineage: Eukaryota; Metazoa; Cnidaria; Anthozoa; Malacalcyonacea; Plexauridae
Source: the annotation of a GenBank genome assembly
AUGGUUGAAAACCCUGAAGCUCAAACUGUGGCAAAUGAGGAAGAAAAACGGGAAGCAAUAGAAAGCUAUUUUCUUGCAGGAUAUGAGUACGAAACGAUUUUAUAUUUUUUGUCGAAAUAUCAUGGCAUUAAUCAUUCAAUGUCAACACUGAAAAGACGGCUAAGGGAAUAUGGCCUGAAAAGGAAAAAUGCUGUUGACAUUGAUGAUAAUGAUAUCGUUGAAGCCAUUCACAAGAAUUACAAGGUCCAAGUUGUGUGUCAGGGUAUCGAGGGAAUGUGGCAUACCCUUCAACUCAAAUACGGACUGUGUGUUCCAAGAGACAAGGUGCAGAGGAUUUUAAAGGAGCUUGACCCAAACGGCACCGAAGAACGAAAGCUGCACCGGAUUAAGAGGAGCACAUAUAGAUCGAAUGGCCCAAAUGAAUGUUGGCACGUCGAUGGUUAUGAUAAACUAAAACCAUUUGGCUUUCCAAUACAUGGAAAGAAGUUUAUCCACCAAGUUGUGCGGCUUUGUUUAAGAUGA